Salvia miltiorrhiza (redroot sage) is the source of this 1631-nucleotide messenger RNA. RefSeq names its product 3-dehydrosphinganine reductase TSC10A. Gene Ontology annotation, cellular component: endoplasmic reticulum membrane. Bases 313 to 1287 code for a protein of 324 amino acids. Gene Ontology annotation, biological process: sphingolipid biosynthetic process. NCBI's taxonomy places the organism in Eukaryota, Viridiplantae, Streptophyta, Magnoliopsida, Lamiales, Lamiaceae. The transcript is spliced from 3 exons. Gene Ontology annotation, molecular function: 3-dehydrosphinganine reductase activity. The record is from RefSeq and is a predicted model, not a curated record.
AAAUCAAAAUUACAUUGAUUAAUCCGACAAUUACGCCUUAAAUUGGAUUCUCUUAUCUUUCAUCUUCACAUCCAAACAAAAAACAGAGCACACUAAAAAAGAUUUCUUGCUCACUCCACUCAAAGCUUUUCCAAAUUGCUCGAUUCAAUCAAACUACACCAUUUCAAAAUUCGCACAAUCAAACAACAAAUUAAUCUCGAUUGCUUCUCAAUUUCUCCCCAAACCCCAUUUGAUAAUCGAUACAUCACCGUUACUGUAAAAAGGAUUUUGAUUUUUGACCUUUUUCCUCGAGAGUCGAAAACCUCUUCACCAAUGGCGGAGGUCUACUUCUCCUUCUUCUCUCUCCUCCUCCUCAUCCCACUCUCUCUCCUCCUCAUCCUCUACCUCAUCGUCCGCCCCAAGGCCGUCCGCGUCCCGAUCAAGAACCGCCACGUGUUCAUCACCGGCGGCUCCAGCGGCAUCGGCCUAGCCCUAGCGCGCCUCUGCGCCCAAAGCGGCGCCGACGUCACACUCCUCGCGCGCAACGCCGCCCGCCUGGAGGAGGCCCAGCAGUCGAUCAAGCUCGCCACGGGCCGCGACGUCAGGGUCUUCAGCGCCGACGUCAGGGACUACGACGCCGUCAAGCGAGCGGUGGAGGAGGCCGGCCCGAUCGACGUGCUCGUGUGCAACCAUGGGGUUUACGUGCCGCAGGAGCUGGAGGAGCAGGAUCUGGAGGAGAUCAAGUUCAUGAUCGACGUCAAUCUCACGGGGACCUUCCAUCUGAUCAAGGCCGCCUUGCCCGGGAUGAAGAGGAAUCGGGCCGAGAAAGGGCCCGGUUCCAUUGCGAUUAUGUCGUCGCAGGCGGGCCAGGUUGGGAUUUAUGGCUACACAGCUUAUUCGGCGAGUAAGUUUGGCCUCAAGGGUUUGGCAGAAGCGCUGCAACACGAGGUUAUAGCAGACAACAUUCAUCUCAGCCUCAUUUUUCCUCCAGAUACCGAAACUCCUGGUUUUGCGGAAGAGACCAAGAGACGUCCACAGCUGACUAGUAUAAUAGCUGCUUCCUCUGGUGCAAUGAAAGCUGAGGAAGUCGCUGAGAAAUCUCUGAAAGGAAUCCAGUCGGCCACGUUUAUGGUUCCCUGCAACUUGGAAGGAUUCUUACUUGCUGUUGCCACGGCCGGUUUAUCCCCUCAGAGGUCGUGUCUGACUGCGUUCGUGGAGGUAAUGACCGCCGGUAUAAUGCGCCUGGCUGGCUUAGUUUUUCAAUGGAAUUGGUACAGCAGCAUUGAGAAAUGGCAUGCAAAGAAGUAGUUGUUCUUACAUGGAUCUUUGAUUUUUGCUCUCUGCCCACGAAGAAUUUAUCUUGAAAGCGAAAGGCUCGAGUUUUGAGAUACUUGAAAGUUUGCGUCUUGUUUGGGUGUUUUCGCUCGCUGCAGUCGUCUCAUCAUCUGGGAAAGCUUGAACUCGAACCACUGCGCGCCUCGUGCGUAUUUGUAUCACUUGAAAAUCUUUCUAACUUGUGUUUUUGGUAGGGAUGAAGUGAAAGAAAAACCAAACUAAACAAGUGUUGUUGUUGCUUAUUUGCAGAAUGUAACUAACCAUGAAAAUUUCAGUGAUUUCUUUUUGCAGUUAUACUAUGUUUGGGUUUCUUUUUA